CUUUAUCGACAUGGGUAUAUUUACUGAAGAUAUUCAGAAAACAUCAGUGACUCUCUAUAUAGAAAAACUAUCGAACUAUGAAGAAAUUGAAUGGUAUCAGUUUCAACAAUUGAUAGAAUCUAUGAAUAUGCAAGAAAAUGGUCCAAGAGAAGCCAUUGAAGCCAUUAGGAAACGACUUAAACACGGUACUCAAGAACAAAAACUGCGUAUUCUCGAGAUCUUAAAGUUACUUAUGGAAAAUAGUCCUCAACAAUUUCGCCAACAACUUGGUGUCAAUGACAAAAUGCGAGAACGAUUUGAAUUCAUGUUAUCUUCUCCAAUGGAAAGUAUGGUGGUCAAGAAACAACUGGUUAGUUUACUUGGUGCUUGGUCUAUGAAAUAUAAGGGCGAGCCUGGAAUGCGAAUGCUUGCCAAUAUGUAUCAAAUAGGAUUAACAAAACUAGGAUUGGGUCGUCAUUCUCGUUCAACUAGUACAUCACAAACUUCUUCCUCAUCACCACCACCACCACAAUCAUCACAACCGGAACAACAACAACAACAACAACGAUCUCCAAUCGGGUCACCUAAACGUCGAUCAAUGCCUCCACCUACUAAACCUAAUCGACCUGAAACUUCUAAUCAACGUAAAACCAAACCCCGUAGUCAAAGUAACGCUACCAGACAUGAAGGAUCAACCUCAGUAUUUGACUUUGCAGCUGCUAAACCUAAAAUCAUCCAAGAAAUUGCCCUUGCCAAUCAACAUGUUAAUCAAUUAGUUAAUGCUCUUAAACUUUUGGAUACUAGAGAAGAUCGAUGGGAAAUUGAUUUACAACAUGACAAGAGAUUACAAGAAUAUCGACAAGAAUGUGAAGACUCAAAGAAGAAAAUCGUUAAAUAUGCCAGGCUAGUAGAGGAUGAAGAAUGGAUCGGCACUCUAUUAUCUACCAAUGAAGAGUUACUCAAAGCUCUCGAUAUGUAUGAUAUUAUGUCUGUUGGUGAGAUCCCCGCCAAUUUGAUUUCGUCUCCUAACAACACGACUCCUGUAUCACAUCAAAUUGCCUAUCACAACGAUACCUCUACAAUUGAUCAAGAUCUGGCUGGCUUACAACUGGAUCAUCGUACUGAAUCUUCUGAACCAGUGGUGGAUGAAGAAGAUGAUCCUUUUGCUGACCCUUUUGCUGAUCCGGUUGACACUGGAUCAUCCUAUGGAAAACAACGACAACAUGAAUAUGUAUUAUAGUUAACCUAUACGUUGAAUGGUAACAACUUUGGUGGUGGAUGUUUACUCCUGAAUAUGAUUUACUCCAAAAGAUAGACAUGCCCUUUUUUUUAUAAUUUAUCCAUUUUAUUCUUAUUAUUAUUACUAUUA
Messenger RNA from Halteromyces radiatus, 1348 nucleotides. RefSeq lists its product as uncharacterized. The record is from RefSeq and is a predicted model, not a curated record. The transcript has 7 exons. The coding region runs from base 11 to 1219 and encodes 402 amino acids. Gene Ontology annotation, biological process: actin filament organization; actin cortical patch localization; endocytosis. Gene Ontology annotation, molecular function: phosphatidylinositol binding; ubiquitin binding. NCBI's taxonomy places the organism in Eukaryota, Fungi, Mucoromycota, Mucoromycetes, Mucorales, Cunninghamellaceae. Gene Ontology annotation, cellular component: actin cortical patch.